Zingiber officinale is the source of this 965-nucleotide messenger RNA. Its product is annotated as KHG/KDPG aldolase-like. Gene Ontology annotation, molecular function: lyase activity. The coding region runs from base 75 to 767 and encodes 230 amino acids. The record is from RefSeq and is a predicted model, not a curated record. The transcript is spliced from 8 exons. Lineage: Eukaryota; Viridiplantae; Streptophyta; Magnoliopsida; Zingiberales; Zingiberaceae.
AUAAGGAGUAAAGGAGAUCAGUAAAGCAAAACUAAGCUCGCCAUCCAUUCUAUCGAAAACCCAGUGAGUGAUCCAUGGCGCUCGCUAGCUGCUUCUUUCCUCUACCGCCUCCGUCUCGCGGCGCCUGCACUAGGGCACAUUCCGCUGCCGCGGCUACCGCCACUUCUCCUCCCUCCUCCGGAACCCUAGAAGCGAUUCUCAGUUCGAGGAUCAUCGCUUGCCUCCGCGCCCAAGAUGCUGAUACAGCCAUGGAAGCUGCCUGUGCUGCUCUAAGCGGGGGCAUAUCUGUUCUAGAGAUUGUGAUGUCUACUCCAGGGGUAUUGGAGGUUGUUCUUUUGUUCCAUCAUGUGGUAAAAGAGCUUCUGAACCAUUACCCUUCAUCAGUUAUAGGGGUCGGAACUGUCUUAAAUGCUGAGGAUGCAAGAAAAGCUGUUAAUGCUGGAGCUGGAUUCCUGAUGAGUCCUGGUACAAUAAUGGAAAUAUUAGUUGAUCACCACAAUAGUAAUGUGCUAUAUAUUCCAGGAGCAAUGACGCCAACAGAAGUAUUAUUUGCACAUAAUACUGGCGCUAGAAUUGUCAAGAUUUAUCCAGUCUCAAUCUUAGGUGGCGAAAGAUAUAUUUCUGCACUUAAGAAACCAUUUCCCCAUAUUCCAAUGGUUGCUUCGCAAGGCAUCACAACAGGUUGUCUACAUCAAACACAUAGAAUUCUUCACUUACUUUUUAACGUUGAAUUCUUCGCCUUUUAUUAUAUUUUUCUGCAAGAUUAGAUUUUCAUUCCUUGCUCAUCGUCUCCAAAUGGAUAGAAUUUCAACAAUUUCAUGUAUAGUGUGUUCUUUAUUGGUACAUAAAUUUAUUUCUGUUAUUUGUGUUGGUCCCUUUGGAGGCCGGCAAGAGGGGAGGGGUGAAUUGCCCUACAAAAUAAAACAAGAAAAACCCUUCUCGGAUAUUCAACUAACUUAAAAGAA